Carcharodon carcharias (great white shark) is the source of this 1218-nucleotide messenger RNA. RefSeq names its product myotonin-protein kinase. NCBI's taxonomy places the organism in Eukaryota, Metazoa, Chordata, Chondrichthyes, Lamniformes, Lamnidae. Gene Ontology annotation, cellular component: cytoplasm; cytoskeleton. The record is from RefSeq and is a predicted model, not a curated record. Gene Ontology annotation, molecular function: protein serine/threonine kinase activity; ATP binding. The transcript has 10 exons. Gene Ontology annotation, biological process: peptidyl-threonine phosphorylation; actomyosin structure organization.
AUGUCAGCAGUGAUCCGACUGAGAGAGUUGGAAUCGCUGAUUUUAACAGGAAGGCUGAUUGGUGUCGAGGGGCUGCUGGAUGUUUUAGUCUGUGUGUUCGAGGAGCUGAGGAGGCCACUAUUGGCGGGCGAGAAACACGUCCGGGAUUUCCUCCUCUGGGCCGAUCCAAUCGUAAGGGAGGCGAGGCCCCUGCAGCUGCACAGCAACGACUUUGAGGUCCUGAAAGUUAUCGGCCGCGGAGCCUUCAGUGAGAUUGCGGUGGUGAGGCUAAAGCACACAGACCGAGUGUAUGCGAUGAAGAGGAUGAACAAGUGGGACAUAUUAAGCCGAGAGGAGGCAGCUCGUUUCCGUGAGGAACGUGAUAUCCUUGUCAACAGCAACAGUCAAUGGAUCACAAAGCUUCACUUUGCCUUUCAUGAUGAGGACCAUCUGUAUCUCAUCAUGGACUACUAUGCAGGGGGAGACUUCCUGACCUUAAUGAGCAGGUUUGGUGAUCGCUUUCCUGAAGAUAUUGCCCAGUUCUAUCUCGCAGAACUGGCUUUGGCUAUUAGCUCUGUACAUGAGCUCGGCUACAUUCACAGGGAUGUGAAGCCAGAUAACGUUCUCCUGGACGCGAGUGGCCACAUCAAGCUGGCUGACUUUGGUUCCUGUCUCCGGUUGAGCCUUGAGGGCCACGUCCAGUGCGCAGUGGCCGUCGGAACUCCCGACUACAUCUCCCCAGAGAUCCUGCGAGCGGUGGAAGACCCCUCAGUGACAUACGGUCCAGAGUGCGACUGGUGGUCAUUCGGGAUCUGCUCUUACGAGAUGCUUUUCGGCCAGACCCCCUUCUACGCCGACACCCUGGCAGAAACAUACAGGAAAAUUAUCAACUACAGGGAGACUUUUCGGUUCCCGGACUCAGGUCCUGAUGUGACAGGCGAGGCGAGGGCUUUCAUCCAGAGCCUGGUGUGUGGCAGGGAGGAGAGGCUGGGACGGAGCGGAGUGGAGGACUUUAAGAUGCACCCGUUCUUCACCGGCAUUGAGUGGGACUUCCUCGAUCGGUGUGAACCUCCCUUCCUCCCAGUCGUCACCAGUCGUGCCGACACCUCAAACUUUGACGUGGAGGAUGAAAACUUCAGCUGCCUGGGUGAAAUGAAAACUCUCCCGAGCUGAUUGCAGCCAACUCCUCUGGGCAACCACCUUCCGUUUGCAGGAUUUACAUUCUCCUCGGUCAGGUAA